AUGUCUAGUACGCAAGAGCCUCAAGACCACCGUCAUUCAUAUGCUCUCGCAUUGCCAGAUCAGUCUGGAGCGGUCCCUACCUCCACAGAGGCAAGGGCCAAGCGUCGCAUUGCUGCAUUGGAAGAGGAACUCCACAUGAUGAAACAAGAACGAGGAACGAAGCAAAGGAAAACGACCUACUACAUUGCUCAAGGCAGGGCCAUUCGUCGGAUGGUUGUCCUAUACACCAGCCUAGAGGACUUGAUCGCCGAGAACGAUCGCAGGUACGAGGAGCAGUUGGAGCCCAGCACCCCAGAACAGGAUCGCUUGCAGCAUGGCUACAUCGCACUCUCGCAGAUCCUGCCGUGGCUGCAUGAAAAGCUUGCAGAACUCGAUAUUGAUGACACUGAAGACAUGCUGAAAAAGCUCAAAAAAGGUGCGGAUGCGGCCCGUGGUGACGACACCUCUACUCUCAAGGACCUUGUCGCUACCUGGGUUAAUCAAGAUUUUCGACCCUCCCGUCUACUUAAGUCUGACGAGAAGCAGUCGCGCGGCUUCACACAUGACGUUUCUGGGAUGUUACUCUGCCCUGCGGAGUGGGACUGGGGCAAUGAUAUCGUGAAGGCUGGCAUUCGUGACAGAACUUCAGAUUAUAUUGUAUCCGAAAACUCUUGGCCACUGUUCAUAUACGAGAACUAUUCAGUCAACCCUAACAACCUCGAACAAGGUCUUUUCAGGUCCAGGAUCCUAGUUCAGGCUUUCAAAGCCACGUUCACGUCUCCAUCUUCCGCAAGAGAAGCUGAUGGUGAUGGCGAUGGAGCCGACAUCCUCGAGAACAACAGGCGCGCCCAGCGGGCAUUAAGUCAAGCCAAGGUUAAAAUGUGUGUUCGCUUCGCUCUAUCCGGUGUUACAUCUUGGCGCACCGUGGACGGUGAUUUCGACUACGAGAUGUUCUGGAACAACAUCGUCGACUUUUUUGAAGACGUCCCUGGCCCGGUCACAAGACGUAGGGUGACCCAACUUCUGGAGUGGUGGACCAGGAAAAUUUUUGGAAGAAACCAUCGUGAAGACCUGACACCAGAGGUAGUGUCACAGAUGUCUGUCACAGCAUUAGCAGACCAGAGAAGGGCGCUGGAGGAUGCUGCUUAUGAUUCGGAAUAA
This is a messenger RNA of Suillus plorans, 1140 nucleotides long. RefSeq lists its product as uncharacterized. Bases 1 to 1140 code for a protein of 379 amino acids. The transcript has 8 exons. NCBI's taxonomy places the organism in Eukaryota, Fungi, Basidiomycota, Agaricomycetes, Boletales, Suillaceae. The record is from RefSeq and is a predicted model, not a curated record.